Messenger RNA from Emiliania huxleyi CCMP1516, 1027 nucleotides. RefSeq lists its product as hypothetical. NCBI's taxonomy places the organism in Eukaryota, Haptophyta, Isochrysidales, Noelaerhabdaceae. The coding region runs from base 46 to 804 and encodes 252 amino acids. The record is from RefSeq and is a predicted model, not a curated record. The transcript has a single exon.
CACGGCUCGAGCCUCUCAGCGUGCCAACUCGCAAUCGGCGCCGGCAUGACGCUCACCGACGCCCCUGUCGCUCCGGAGCCCGCCUCCCGGCCGAGGCGACGCGGUCCGCUCGCGCCGCCCUCGCGCGCCGAGGGCGGAGGUGGCCUCGCCGGCGCGCUGCUAGGCCUCGCCGUCGUGCCGGCGCGCGAGGCGGAAAAGUACCCCGAGUUCCGCGCGCGGACGGCCGAGGCGUGGCGGCGGCGGAUGCGUGCGCGGCAGCCCAUCCCGCUCUCGGCGCGGCUGCCGGCCAUCCUCGCCGUCGCGCUCGCCUGCUCUGUCAGUGCCGACUGCGCCGCGCGCCUCUCCGAGCGCGGCGUCUGCUGGCAGGCGCUGCGGGAGACGCGGGUGGGCGGCGCGGCGUGCGAGUUCGCGGUGCAGGCUCGCCCGCUCGCCCGGCGGCUCGGUGCCGCGGCGGAGAGCCUCGCCAUGCGGUGGCCACGGAUGGCGCUGCAACAACCCGCGGCGCAGCCGCCGCAGCGACAGCGGGUGCAGCAGGUGCUAGCCUCGCGCGGCGGGGGCGGGACUGGGAGCGCGGGGCCUUGGCCCGGCACGCUGCUGCUCACCACGCUCCCCGCGCCCCGCCUCGGCCGGGGGGGCGAGGGUCGGCUGCGGCACAGACCGCUGCAGGCGCUGCAGGAGUGGGAGUCUGCGCAGUGGGAGGCGGUGGCAGCGCGGCUCGGGGGUCUCGGCUCGCUCCCUGCCCUGCCGCGGGCUCCUGCUCUGCCCCGGGCUCCUCCUCGGGCUCUGACCGAGAGAGAGGGGUGAGCGGUCCUCUGGCGCGCUCCGCGCAACGGCGCAAUGGCGUGUGUGCUGCGCGCUCUGUCGGGGACGGUUAUUGGCAGGGUUGCGCGGUCCUGCGCGUGCGGCUCUAAGCGCGAUCCCGGCGUAAGUUGCGAUGCAUGUAUUAUUAAAGGCCGUGUCGCCGACAGUUACGAAUUAGAACACGCGAAUCCGAUGAGUAGAUAAGCGUCCUAAUCUAAAAUCUGAG